AUGCUGAAUAAAUAUGUUACUGCAGAGAAUAGUGGGGGUACAAAUGUGUUUGCAAACCGUGACAACCCAUCUGGUUGGGAAACUUUUAAGUUAUGGAGAGUGAAUGACACUUUCUUCAACCUGAAAGUUGUUAACAAACAGUUCGUUGGGAAGUCUAGCCAAGAAGGUAAUGCAAUAGCAGUAGCAACAAUCCCUGGUGAUACUGAAACCUUUGAAAUUAUAAGAAGUCCCAAUGAUCCAUCUAACGUUCACCUUAAAGCUUCCAAUGGCCAAUUUCUACAGGCAAAAUCGGGAUCUUCAGUGAUGAUAGAUUAUCAAGGCAGUACUGACUGGUCGGACCAAAAUCCAUAUGUAUUUGAUAUGACCGUUGUUUCCUUGUUACCAGGAGAAAAGCAAUUACAGGGAGAAUACCAAUUAACUAACGGAUAUGGCCCUGAGAAUGCUCCCCAAGUUAUGCAGAACCAUUGGAAGACUUAUAUUAAGGAAGAUUAUUUUGAAUUCAUGUCCCAAAAUGGGAUUAAUGCAGUUAGAAUUCCAGUAGGAUGGUGGAUCAUAUAUGAUCAGACACCACCAAAACCAUUUGUUGGAGGUUCACUUCAAGUUUUAGAUAAUGCUUUUAAUUGGGUUGAGAAACACAAUAUAAAGGUCAUAAUAGACCUUCACGCAGUUCCAGGAUCACAAAAUGGGCAUGAGCAUAGUGGAACUAGAGAUGGAUCUGCAGAGUGGGGAGAUUCCUACAUUGAAGAAACAGUUGAAGCCAUAGACUUCUUAACGAAAAGGUAUGCUAAUAAGCCAGGCCUUGUAGCAAUGCAACUUAUGAAUGAGCCUCAAGCACAACAUGUUCCUUUGAAUACGCUAAUCAAGUACUACCAAGCUGGUUAUUACAAAGUGAGGAAGUAUACUAGUACUGCCUACGCGAUCUUAUCAAAUAGAUUAGGUAAUGCAGUAAACACAGAGCUCCUUUUGUUUGCUCGAGGCCUUUCUCGCUCAGUUAUAGAUGUCCAUUACUACAAUCUCUUCUCGGACGAGUUUGAACAAUUUAAUGUACAACAGAACAUAGACUACAUAAAGAACCAACGGGCAUCAACACUUGAAGAAAUUACUCAAUCUAAUGGCCCCGUAACCUUUGUUGGAGAAUGGGUUAAUGAGUUUGCAAAUAGGGAGCCUAAAUCAAAACAAGAUUAUCAGAAGUUUGGCAAAGCCCAGUUAGAUAUGUAUGGCAAUGCAACCUUUGGAUGGGCAUAUUGGUCAUACAAGUGUAUACAUGAUCAUUGGAGUCUAAAGUAUAUGAUUGACAAGGGAAUCAUAAAGCUGAAGAAAGAUCAGUCUUGCGCUUGUGUGGUCCUUUAAUAGCAUGCUAAGUAAUUUCAUCAAUUGUCUUCAGCUUCUUGGCUGCGAGCAGAGAUAUUAUUGAUUGAGCAAUCAAUGAUGUAGAAUUUUAUUUGAAUCACAUAUAAAUAAAGCAAUCAUAUAAUAUG
Lycium ferocissimum is the source of this 1478-nucleotide messenger RNA. Its product is annotated as glucan 1,3-beta-glucosidase-like. The record is from RefSeq and is a predicted model, not a curated record. Lineage: Eukaryota; Viridiplantae; Streptophyta; Magnoliopsida; Solanales; Solanaceae. Gene Ontology annotation, biological process: cell migration; establishment or maintenance of cell polarity; actin filament bundle assembly. Gene Ontology annotation, cellular component: cytoplasm; actin cytoskeleton. Bases 1 to 1350 code for a protein of 449 amino acids. The transcript is spliced from 7 exons. Gene Ontology annotation, molecular function: actin filament binding; hydrolase activity, hydrolyzing O-glycosyl compounds.